AUGGCUAUCAUCAGCGAAGACGAUUCGGCGUCGGAUGAGUACUGUCCGAUCAAGCAAGUCGACAUGACGGUGCCGAAAACCGACGAUCCGACGGUUCCGGUAUACACGUUCCGGAUGUGGCUGCUUGGAAUAGUUUCGUGCGUGCUUCUGUCGUUCGCGAACCAAUUCUUCUGGUACAGGAAGGAACCGCUGUCGAUUAGCUCGAUUUCGGCGCAAAUCGCGGUGGUACCGCUGGGGCAUCUGAUGGCGAAGACGAUUACGAGGCGCGUGUUCCUCAAGGGGACGAAAUUGGAGUUCUCGUUGAAUCCGGGGCCGUUUAACAUCAAGGAGCAUGUUAUGAUUACGAUGCUUGCGAAUUCAGGCGCCGGAUCGGUUUACGCUACUCACAUUCUGAGCGCGGUCAAGCUGUACUAUAAGAAGCCUCUAGGCUUUGUUCCCGCCUUCAUUGUUAUGAUGACCACACAGCUUCUAGGCUAUGGAUGGGCUGGAAUCUUCCGGAAGUAUUUGGUUGAGCCGGCGGAGAUGUGGUGGCCGAGCAAUCUCGUUCAGGUCUCACUCUUCAGAGCAUUACACGAAAAGGAGACAAGAAGCAAAGGCAGCGUCACCAGGACGCAGUUCUUCCUCAUAGCCUUAGCCUGCAGCUUCUGCUACUACACCUUCUCCGGCUACUUCUUCACCAUGCUCACUUCCCUCUCAUGGAUUUGCUGGAUCUUCCCCAACUCUGUUUUAGCCCACCAGCUCGGCUCCGGCAUGAGUGGCCUCGGCCUCGGCGCCAUCGCCUUGGACUGGUCCGCCAUUUCGUCGUACCUCGGCAGCCCCCUCGCCAGCCCCUGGUUUGCUUCCGCCAACAUCGCCGCCGGAUUCGUGUUGGUGACCUAUGUCAUCACCCCCAUCGGCUACUGGUUCAACAUCUACAACGCCAAGAACUUCCCCAUUUUCUCCUCCGAUCUUUUCCAGAGCAACGGCCAGAUAUACAACACCACCACCAUUAUCAACUCCAACUUCAACCUCGACAAGCCGGCGUAUGGCAGGGAAGGUCCUCUGUAUCUCAGCACCAUGUUCGCCAUGACUUAUGGCCUCGGAUUCGCCACUCUGUCCGCUACCCUUGUUCAUGUCAUCCUCUACAAUGGCGGGGAGCUGUGGAGGCAAACCAAGAGUGCUUUCAGAGAAAACAAGAAAUUAGACAUCCAUGCAAGGCUUAUGAAGGCUUACAAACAGGUUCCCAUGUGGUGGUUUCUGAUCCUCCUUGUUGCCAACAUCGGCGUCAUCCUCUUUGCCUGCGAUUACUACAAAGACGUCCUGCAACUCCCAUGGUGGGGGGUUUUGCUCGCCUGCGCCAUUGCCGUCGUCUACACUCUUCCCAUCGGCAUCAUCUCCGCCACCACCAACCAGCAACCUGGUCUGAACAUCAUCACAGAGUACAUCAUAGGGUACAUGUACCCGGGCCGCCCCGUGGCCAACAUGUGCUUCAAGGUCUACGGAUACAUCAGCAUGACGCAAGCCCUAACCUUCAUCUCCGACUUCAAGCUCGGCCACUACAUGAAAAUCCCUCCUAGGGCUAUGUUCAAUGUACAGUUGGUAGGAACAGUGAUUUCGGUGGUGGUCUACACGGCGACGGCGUGGUGGCUAAUGGGAAGCAUCCCGAACCUCUGCGACAAGAGCCUCUUGCCGGCGGGGAGCCAGUGGACAUGUCCGAUGGACCACGUGUUCUACGACGCCUCCGUCAUAUGGGGCCUGGUCGGGCCGCAGAGGAUCUUUGGCAACCUCGGCGUCUACCCGGCGGUGAACUGGUUCUUCCUCGCCGGAGCAAUUUUGCCGGCGGUGUUCUGGGCGGCGGGGAAGGCGUUCCCGAGCCAGAAAUGGAUCGGACUGGUGAACAUGCCGGUGCUGCUGGGGGCGACGGCGAUGAUGCCGCCGGCGACGUCGGUGAACUACACGAGCUGGAUAGCGGUGGCGUUCGUGUCGGGAUACGUGGUGUACAGGUACAGGCAGGCAGCGUGGGAGAGGUACAAUUAUAUACUGUCCGGAGGGCUGGACGCCGGGACGGCGUUUGUGACGGUGCUGAUGUACUUCGCCGUGAAGGAGUUCCAUUGGUGGGGGAACUACGUGGAUGGAUGUCCGCUUGCCACGUGUCCGACCGGCAAAGGGGUGUCGGUGGAUGGGUGCCCGGUUUUCUGAAGUUGAAGUCUGGAGUGAUUUGAAGCUGCA
Andrographis paniculata is the source of this 2208-nucleotide messenger RNA. Its product is annotated as oligopeptide transporter 7. NCBI's taxonomy places the organism in Eukaryota, Viridiplantae, Streptophyta, Magnoliopsida, Lamiales, Acanthaceae. Gene Ontology annotation, molecular function: oligopeptide transmembrane transporter activity. The record is from RefSeq and is a predicted model, not a curated record. The coding region runs from base 1 to 2178 and encodes 725 amino acids. Gene Ontology annotation, biological process: transmembrane transport. The transcript has 5 exons.